Molecule: messenger RNA, 971 nt
Organism: Medicago truncatula (barrel medic)
Lineage: Eukaryota; Viridiplantae; Streptophyta; Magnoliopsida; Fabales; Fabaceae
Exons: 1
Coding region: 65-859 (264 amino acids)
Source: RefSeq, a predicted model, not a curated record
CCAAAGCAGGGGGUGAUUAUAACCUUUUAUUCAUCUCUCUCCAUCAUUCAUUCUCUCUACAAUUAUGGAACCAAAUCUUGAAAAUUCUAACAUCACCAUUCCAAAUCUUCCUCAAGAAGACGUUGAGCCCAAGCCAAAACCAGUUCUCACCCGAAAGAGGAACAAUGGUGCAAUGGAUGUUAUUAGGCUGGCACUUUUCAUGUUGCGAGGACGUUCUAAAAAGAAAAGCGUGAUUCCGGUAGAUGAUAAAUCUACAAGCAUUUGGAGAAAAAUUGUUGGGUCAAUUAGACCAUUGCAUCUUCAAAGCAACCAAUCACCGCCUUUAUUUUCUCAAUCCAACAGCCAGAAAUUCGAUCAACCGGUCAUUUUGCUACCGUCAUCUCCUCCUCAAUCUAUUGGUGGUGGCAGCGUGUUAACCGAUUUUCCAGCCGAGGAGCCUUUUUCACCUUCACCAAUGUCACCGGCGAAUAGCUGUUAUGCUUCGGCCAUAGGGUUGAAUGAACUCGUGCAAAGUGACGAGAAUAGCCGUUAUGCUGCUUCGGCCAUAGGGUUGAAUGAACUUGUGCAAAGCGAUGAGGAUAUUCGUUAUGCUUCGGCCAUAGGGUUGAAUGAACUCGUGCAAAGCGAUGAGGAUAGCCGUUAUGCUUCGGCCAUAGGGUUGAACAAACUCGUGCAAAGUGAUGAGGAGAACGACAGAAAUGACUUGAUUAUAGAGGAGUGUAAUGAAAAUGGGGAUGACAAGAUUGAUGAUAAAGCCGAUGAGUUUAUUGCUCAAUUUUAUCAGCAAAUGAGGUUGCAACGAUUGAAUAACGUUGAUCGUCGUUAUCAAGAGCGAAGCCAAAGGUCAUUAGGAUUGUGAUCAUUAUCGUGUAAAAAAGUGUUUUGAAUCAUAAUAUCAAAACAAAAAACAAAAACAGAAACAAGAGCAUUAAUCUCAAACUUAAAUAUAACCUCAUGCAUGCUUUUGUUAA